AUGCAGCGACAGGCCUUCGUGGGCGCGUCCUGCCUGAUGCGAACGCCCUCUCGCGUGAUGCCUCUCACUUCCUCAGCAUCUUCGCGACUUGUGCUGGGCACCGUGCUGCAGCGAGACCAGCGACGCGGCCUGUACAAGACCGACAAGCUGCCCCAGAUCCAGCUCCGGCCGGAGCCGCUGCCCGACCUCGGGCCGUGGCUGGAGCUGACCCUCGUGCGCUCGACCCUGCGCAAGCUGGGCCUCAGCACCCGCCAGUCGGUCUCCUUCCAGCGGGACAUUGGCCCCAUCCGUGGCAUGCUCUGCUCGAUCAACCACUUGAUCAAGUUCGAGCCUGUCAACAUGGAGAGAUUUGGUAUACUUGUCUUCUUCGUCUUCUUCUACUCUGAUGUGCUGAGGGCCGAUCCUCCAAGGCGCGAAGUGGCCGAAGCCGAGGUCGAGGCUGUGGAGGAGGAGGAAGAGUGGGUGCGCUUCAAGCGAGAGUACAUGGCCAACGUCGCCGCCGCCGUGAAGAAGAAGGAGGAGUCCGAGAAGAAGGCCGCCCUCGCCGCCGCCAAGGAGGCCGCCGACAAGAACAAGAAGAAAAAGAAGAAGUGA
This is a messenger RNA of Acanthamoeba castellanii str. Neff, 594 nucleotides long. RefSeq lists its product as uncharacterized. NCBI's taxonomy places the organism in Eukaryota, Discosea, Longamoebia, Acanthamoebidae. The transcript is spliced from 6 exons. Bases 1 to 594 code for a protein of 197 amino acids. The record is from RefSeq and is a predicted model, not a curated record.